This is a messenger RNA of Theileria parva strain Muguga, 699 nucleotides long. Its product is annotated as Iron-sulfur cluster assembly family protein. NCBI's taxonomy places the organism in Eukaryota, Apicomplexa, Aconoidasida, Piroplasmida, Theileriidae. Gene Ontology annotation, biological process: iron-sulfur cluster assembly. Gene Ontology annotation, molecular function: ferrous iron binding. The transcript has a single exon. The record is from RefSeq and is a predicted model, not a curated record. Bases 181 to 699 code for a protein of 172 amino acids.
CUUUGUAUUUAUACUUUUAUUUUGAUUUAUUUGAUCUAUUUUAGAAAUUUUAAAUUUUGCCGUAUAUUAUAUUAAUCGUAUAAUAAUUUUAAUAGUGUUUAUCAUAAUUUGUUUCCUUGUAUUUAAGGAAUCUUUGAAAAAACUAAAACUAUUUGUUGUAUUUUUCACAAACCCUAAUUUAUGGUUAGUUUUGGGUCUCUAAAGACUCGUUUUUCUGUAUGUAAUUGUCAACUGUCUUUACCUUUGUAUCUUCGGUCUAACAAUUUUGGUUAUCAUUAUACUGGAUAUAAGAGUAUAUCUGCAUCAUCUAGGCUAUUCAACUUUAUAAAUCCCCAAGAUGUUGGAAUUAAAAGAUAUUUUAACACUGGAUUUUUUCCAAAAUUAGGAAUUUUUGACUCACAUUUGGCCAGUAAAAUUCAACCACAAUGUGUAGGCGUACCUUUUUCAUUCAAGUCUAAAAAUAACUUUUCUACUUCUAGUGAAGGCAGAGUUACUUGGGAGGACCACGAAGAAAUAGCUGAACUCUUGUAUACGGAAUUUAAGUCAACAAAUCCCCUAACCCUAAGAUUCACUGACUUACACGAGAUGGUGGAAGCUGUAGUUAGAAAACAUCAUUUUUGCGAAAUUUCAGGAGAGUGCUCAGAAGGGGCACUGGAACAGAUUCAAAUGACAUGGCUAGAACUUUAUGAACAAGACUAA